This is a messenger RNA of Schistosoma turkestanicum, 4959 nucleotides long. Lineage: Eukaryota; Metazoa; Platyhelminthes; Trematoda; Strigeidida; Schistosomatidae. The record is from the annotation of a GenBank genome assembly.
UUAUAUACACGUGGUCGAAUUGAUCGUGAAACUAUCUGCUCUGAUAAUAAUGUACAAAAUAGUAAUUCCAUGAGUAAUCUUUUGCCUCAUUCAUCAGCUGAUAUUAGACUUAAAGAAACCGAUCAACUUAUAAUAAAUGAACAGAAUUCUUUAAAUACACUAGGAUAUAUGACUAAGUCAAGUUGUGAAAUAUUAUUACAAGCUUUACAAUUUUUUCAGGAUUCACAUUCACGUGACAACAAUGAACAACAACAUCGAGUAAUAUUGAUAAAAAUUUAUAUAUUCGAUAUUAAUGACAAUGCACCAGCAUGGCAAGAGAAUACUAUACAAAUCAGUGUCCCCGAGCAUACUUCAAUCGGUACCAGAAUACCAUUGCCAACAGCUAAUGAUCCAGAUUGUGGACCUAUUAAUACCACUGUAAAUUAUUCACUACUUGAUGAAAAUGGAAAAUUUCAGUCUUCCGUUAUAAAUUCAGAAAAAACAUCUUUAUUUCAUAAUGUUUUCCAAUUAGAUGUAGAUCCUAUCUCGAAUCCUGAUAUGAUACUAAACACUGUAUGGAAUUAUCAGACAAUGAAUUGUAAUCCAAGGAUUUUUCGUUUAUGGCUUCGUAUUACACAAGAUAUCGAUUGUGAUGAUGAUGAUGAGACUGAAGAAAGUGAUAGUUUGACUGCAUCGAAAUUGUAUCAUUCGGAAAGUGUAAGAUUAAAACAAUUGAAAUUAACUUUAAUUGCUUCAGAUGGUGGUCAACCAGUUAGUUUAACAGGUACAGUAACCAUAAAUAUAACAAUUACAGAUAUUAAUGAUCAUGCACCUGAAUUUGUCACGCCUGAUCGUUAUCACUCAAAAACUACAAGUGAAUCAUCAUCAGUUCAAUCAUCAACUGUUUAUUCAGAAAAUGGAGAAUUAUAUAUACAGAUUCCAGAAAAUACUCCUGCUGGACGAGUUAUCUAUAAAGCACAAGCAGUAGAUCGUGAUGAAUCGGAUAAGAAAAGGCUUAAAUACACACUAGGUACAUCAGCUGGUCUAGAUGUUAAGGAUACAUUUAGAAUAGAUCCAAAAUCAGGUGAAGUAAUCCUUUUACGUUCACCAGAUUAUGAGCAGCAUAGACUCCACAUUUUGCCAAUUACCGUAACUGAUGGUAAACACCUAAUUACACAAAAGUUGACUGUACGAAUUCAAAACAUUAAUGAUCACCCUCCUAUUAUUUCAGUUCGUCCGGUUGUUAAACAGAAAUCCACUAAUUUUUCUUCAAGUUUGCCGAUUCGUCCUGGAGUUCCAAACUUUAUUAGUAGGACUGUUCUCCUAUACGUGACCGAACAUGAACCACCGGGUCAAUUAAUAGGAACUGUAACAGUGACUGAUUCCGAUGAAAUAGCCGAUCCCGUCCCUACCAUAUCAGAUAGCUUGAUUGAGACUAAUGCCCCAGCCGUGAAUUAUCAAUACCAGACAAUCGAUUCAGAUGCGCAUCUAAGCAUUAACUGUCAGUUAAAUCAUAAUGGUUUAGUAUUGGAACCUUUAUUUAAGGGUGCUAAAAAUCAGUUUAAACUUCUUACCUAUACAAGUUUUGACAGAGAACAACAAACAGAUCAGUUUGCUACACUAACAUGUUAUGAUUAUGGUCAACCACCAUUAUCUUCACAGAUUGGUUUACGUCUUAUUAUUGAAGAUAUCAAUGAUCAUGGCCCACAGUUUAAACAAAGUAAAAUGAUUGCUCAUAUUAAAGAAAACAGUCCACCAGGAACAAAAAUCUAUAAAAUCGAUGCACAUGAUCCAGAUAUCGGUGCUAACGCUUUAUUAGGUUUUCGUUUAGAUGGACAACACACCGAUGACUUUAUGAUUGAUGCAAAAACAGGUACAGUAACCAGUUUAAGAUCAUUUGAUCGAGAACAGAUUGAUCAUUUCAAUUUGUCUUUAGUUGUUUAUGAUCAGUCUGAAUGGAUUACACCAAAUAAUAACAAUUAUAAUGAUAAUAUUACACUGUCAACCGAUAUAACAACAACAACAACAACAAAUACAGUUGAAUUGUUCAAUCGUAAAGCGCCGAAACAACAUAUUGUACAUGGAAAUCUUUAUGUUUUUAUUGAUGAUGUAAAUGAUUGUGUUCCUACAUUUGAUAAUUCAUUAUAUCAGUUAAGUGUAUCGGAAGAUGCGAAAAUUAAUCAUUUAAUUGGACAAAUUGAAGCGAAUGACAGUGAUGCAACUGAAAUUAAUAAUCAAAUACAUUAUCUCAUUAAACCACAAAUAGAAGGUCAAGUAAUUCAUGAAUUUCGCGUAUCAACUAAGGGUUAUAUUUAUGUGGCACGCGGUAAUUUGGAUAGAGAAAAAAUACCAGCUUAUAAUUUUUAUUUAGUUGCUAUGGAUUCCGGACUACCGACAUUAUCAUCUUCAACACAAAUUCAUAUACAUUUAAUUGAUGUCAAUGAUAAUUCACCACAAUGGAUAUUUCCAGCGCAUAAUCACCAGAUUGUUAAUUUAACCAUUAAUGAACCAGUUGGUUAUCGUGUAGCACAACUUAUUGCUGAAGAUUUAGAUGAAAAUGAAAAUGGUGAAGUAAUUUAUCGACUUGUUCAAACUAGUUUUAUGUCGAAUAUGCCUAAUAUAGCUGACAGAACAAUCAUAACUAGUCCAUCAACACGUAUAGAUAAUACAAUUAACAGUAAUAUACAAAUUGUCCCAAAAACAGACAUGAGAUAUGUACCAUCACAUAAUGUUGGUAAUUUGUUUGAACUGGAUUCCAUAAGUGGUGCAAUUUAUGUCGGUCGAUCAAUGAGUAUCGAUGAUGUUGGAUCAAUUAAAUUAGUUUUAGAAGCAAGUGAUCGUGGUCAUCCAGCUAAAGUUAAUCAUAGAGUUUUACAGAUUGAUAUUUUUCGUUAUUUAUCACAAACAAGUGCCUAUUUAUUGAGUGAAAACAAUGGUGACAUUGUUGGAGAUAGUGAACAUAACAGACAGAAGAAUACAGUUGUUGGACAUGGAACUUAUUUAGAAAAUGAUCUAAUUGUAAUUGUAAUUAUGGUCGCUGUAACAUUGAUCAUAUCGUUAAUUCUUAUAUUGGCAAUUUUAUUUCUGCGCUGUGGUGCAUGUACUCAACGAACUGCAGCACAAUGUGAACAAAAUAAUCCAAGAUUUUAUAGACAAAAUCUUAAUCAGACACAUCAUCUUGAAGAAGUGUUUAGAGAUUCUGGAAUGCUGGAAAUAGAUGGUUUACUUUCACCAGGAUCUGAACAUUUAUUAGGUGAAGGUGGUUUAAGUACUUAUCCUCCACCAAAUCAUCUUCAUUACCCUCCUCAACCAACAGAAUCAGACAAAAUGAUGAGAAGUUUUUUAUCAAAUGCAGAAAAAAAUCAGUGGAUGAUGAGUGGUGCAGUGGAUCCGAAAAAGCCUGAUACUUUAAGAUCUCACAAACUAUUCAAUUCAACACAUCCAUUACAUCCUUCUCCUUCAAAAUUAAAUGACUUGUCUAAUUUGAAACGAGCCAGUCAAACUGGAACAUUGUGUCGUUUAAAACCAGUUGAAGAACGCUUUCUUGAUACUGGAUCAACUAUAAAUUCUCCUGAUCAUGAAUUGAAAUUGUUGAUGGGAGCAUGUCCAACACUAAGACAACAAAAUCAAACUUGUUCAACUUUUAAAGCAGGUUCAUCACAAAUGUCAGAAUUUCGUAUUAAUUCACCAUCAUAUAAAGAUCCUGGUUCUUUAAGAAAUUUAACUUCACCUAACGAAAUAACAGAAGAUAUCGAGAGUAUGGACAGUGGCCAUGGAUGUAGUACUGAUACAGGAAUGAUAGAAAAUCAUUUCUCUACUUCACGACCUCAGAGUUCACUCAAUACUUAUCGGGUUAACAAUGCGACAUUUCGUCAAAAUCCAGCCUGCUACUGUUCACUUAAUGUUGACCAAUUAAAAAGUGCCCUAUUAUCAAAAAGCCCAGAAUUAUUACCCACAGAACAGGAUGAUUUAACGUUGAGAGUUUUAGCAUGUCGUAGACGAAGUGGAACAUUACCACUAUGUUCAAUCCCUAUAAAUAAUAAUGACAAUGCAGAUGGAGACGGUAUAACACAUUUUUCAACUAAAUUAAAUCCUGCGAAAUCAUCUAAUGAUCUGUUGAAAACAGUUGAUCCAAAAUGUUGUCUCAAAUAUAAUGUCGAACAACAACAACCUAAGAAUCGUUUGUCCGUUUCAUGGUUAGAUAAACAUUCACACUGCACUACUGAUCAAAAUUGCAUUUCUAAACCUGUCACUUCUGCAUGUAAUUUUACGUCAAGCGCUGGUUGUUGUACUGCUACUGCUAGUAUCAACAUGAAUAAUAAUACAAAUGAGAAAUGCAAAUUAUUAUCCUCAGAAAAUGACAACACUACUAUUACAAAUAAUAGUAGUAACAAUAAUAACAAUAAUAAUUAUCCUAAAGAAGAAUCACAAGCUGAUAUGUCUCAAUCUACUGAAGGUACAAUGAUAUUAUUUAGUCCAGUGGAUCCACUUGGUUAUGCUCAAUUAAUUCAUACACAAACAGAUGAUCAAUUUAUAUCACCGCAAAAUAUUUAUACAAAAUUCCCAACAAGUUUUGUAUAAUAAAAGAAAAACUAAUAAUGAAAAUUUAGGCCGUAGACAAAAAAGGACUACUUUAUUUUCAAAGAUGAUAUUUUCUUCCCACUUUAUAUCAAUCCAUUGAAUACAAUUAAUGUUUUAAAUAUAUUAAAAAACACAAGAAGAAAGAAAAAAGCAACACACACCUACUGUCUCUCUCACCGAACAAGCCUUGAUGAACUUGGUUCUUCUUCUAUUUUGUCUGUUUAUUUAAAUUGUUCUCAAUUGUUGCAUUUCAUUAGUCAUAAUUCUUCUCUUCUUUUUUUUACAUGGAUGAAGAUUUCCAUUCGUGUUUAUAAGAAAAAUAUUUUCAAAUAUAAUGGAUGAUAGAUAAUGAUGAAAUCAAUUGAUAUAUACACAUAUAUAAAUAUACAUAAAUUGUUA